This is a messenger RNA of Microcebus murinus (gray mouse lemur), 2154 nucleotides long. Lineage: Eukaryota; Metazoa; Chordata; Mammalia; Primates; Cheirogaleidae. The record is from RefSeq and is a predicted model, not a curated record.
UCAGCCUUCACUGAGUCUUCCAUCCCUGCUCGGCCUCAGAAUGAAUGGUUUGUGACAACACUGAGGGCUUCUGUGAUGGGAGGGGAGGGCUGGGGCUGCCCAUUCAGGAGAGAGGCAGGGCCCUGCCUGCCUGCGAGGGAGGGGCUGCCUCAGGCCCCCGCCCAAGCGUCCCAGGGCCUUGCCCGGCUCCACCUGGGCUUGGUGUGGCCUCUGUGGCUGUAGUGCAGUGAGGGCCGCCGGAGUCCUAGGCACACGCACUUGUUCCAAAGCGCCUCUCCAGUCAAAGCCUGCUGACUUGGGCGAGGCACCCUGGCGGGGAAGGACAGAUGAGAAAACAGGCCCAGAGAAGUUAAAUGACUUGCCCACAUCACGCAGCGAGUAGAUGGGAGUCAGGAUUUGAGCUCAGGCGGCUGGGCUCCAUACUUCAUGACGCUCCCAGCCACUGCUACGCUGGAGGAGUUAAAUAGGCAACGUGCUUGUGUAAACGGUUGGAGCACAAAUUUUAAGUGAGCUUUGUUGAGGACCGUGAGUUUGCCUGGGAGGCUUCCCAAAGGUUUCCAGGCAGCUGGUGGCUCCGCCCCGCCCUUAUCGCAGCCCCCAGCCCCGCCGCCUCCCCACACCAGCUUCCCCCCGGCCGUGCUGAUUCACUCGCCUCUCCGCACCCACACCCCAGCCAUGGCCCUGUGGCUGCAGCUGCUGCCUCUGCUGCUCUCGCGGGCCCAAGGGGACCCCGGGGCUUCUCUGGACGGCCGCCCUGGGGACCGGGUGAAUCUCUCCUGCGUGGGGGUCUCGCACCCCAUCCGCUGGGCCUGGGCGCCUAGCUUCCCGGCGUGCAAGGGUCUGUCCAAAGGACGCCGCCCAAUCCUGUGGGCCUUGCCAAGCGGGAUCCCCACCGUGCCUCCCCUCCAGCCCUUCGCCGGCCGCCUCCGCUCCCUGGACCCUAGUAUCCAGCGGCUGGAGCUCCUCUUGAGCGCGGGGGACUCGGGCACCUUUUUCUGCAGGGGCCGCCACGAGGACGAGAGCCGUACGGUGCUUCACGUGCUGGGGGACAGGGCCGACUGCAGGGCCCCCGGGACUACCCCCGCGUCCGUGUAUCCCCAGCUCCUGAUCCCGCUACUGGGCGCUGGGCUGCUGCUGGGACUGGGAGCUUUGGGCGUGGUCUGGUGGCUGCGCAGGCGCCCGCCCCCGCCCCCGCUUCGACCACUCCCCAGAUUUGCUUCACUCUUGAAAGCCGAGCCUCCGAGGCCAGUAAAGGAGGAGGAGCCCGGGAUUCCAGGGUACCUGGACCAGGAGCAGAGCCUGCUCUACGCGGAUCUGGACUACACGGCCCUCCGAAGCCCUCGCCGGCUGUCCACAGUGGCUCCUGCUGACGCUGCCACCGUCUAUGCAGUUGUAGUUUGAAGGGAAGCCUUUACUCCAAGCCUCCCAAGCUGGGGCUCCCAGCUCUCCAUAAUCCCUUUCCCCUCUUUGGCCCCUCACCUGGAAGAGGAAGGCACCAUGGGAUAGAAGUGAGCACUAGACGGGGAGUCAGGAGACCUGCGCCCCAGGCUAUCUCUGCACUGAUCUUCUCCCUCACUUACUCCAUCUCUCCUUUAAUUCCCAUGUCUGCUUCACCACUGGUGUCCUUUCUAAACCAGAUCAAGCCCAAUCUCCCUAUCUUUAUUUAAUUUUUAAUUUCUAUUUAUUUAUUUUUAAUCUCUUGUGCCCUGGUUCCACAGAAGAAUGUCUCCAUCUUAAGACAUCAGUAUCUCGUAGACUGUUGCCCUAUCUCUUCCCUCCCCUCACAGUCAAGCUUUUUGAACCAGGGGCAUACAUGUGUCUCUUCCAUGUUCUUCUUCACUCCACCCCACUGCUCAUCUGCUGAAAUUGCUCAUCUGCUCUGUCUCCAUAAGGUUGCCAGUGAUGCCCGAAGAGCCACACCCAGUAGACAUUUUUUAGUAUGUGUUUGGCUUGGCCUUUGAUUAUUCCCUUCUUUAAGCUGUUUUUCUUUGCUGCUCAUGUCUUCCUUUUGGACUCCUCUUCCUUACUCCCUAUCUUCAGAGUAUUCCCCACCAAUCUAGGUUUGUCCCCUUCUCCCAACCCUGUUUUUCUGUUUUGUUUUGUUUUUUGAGACAGAGUCUUGCUCUGUGCAGUGGCAUCAUCACAGCUUUUAGC